AUGGGCCAGUUCAAGAUCCUCAAGCGAGGAGAGGAGAUCCAGAAGGACAAGGGGAACUCUCCAGUCGUCGGAUCAGCCUCAACUGCAACAAGUAGCCAUUACUCGAUACCAUCGUCGAGGAGCCGCCGAACCGUCGUCGUCGCUAUCGCCAAUCGAGCGCUUCAUCUCCCAGUCGCCCCCAUCCCCCUCUUUUCUUCGUGUUCGUCGCAAGCACAACGCCCUCUCUUCUCCGGUCGCAGAUCUGCGAUUUUCCUAAUUCUCGCCGAUUUUGAAGCUUUGCGAGAUCAAAACAAAAAUCGUGUGGAGUCUUAG
Messenger RNA from Linum trigynum, 312 nucleotides. The record is from the annotation of a GenBank genome assembly. NCBI's taxonomy places the organism in Eukaryota, Viridiplantae, Streptophyta, Magnoliopsida, Malpighiales, Linaceae.